This is a messenger RNA of Nannospalax galili (Upper Galilee mountains blind mole rat), 927 nucleotides long. RefSeq names its product olfactory receptor 5B3-like. The coding region runs from base 4 to 927 and encodes 307 amino acids. The record is from RefSeq and is a predicted model, not a curated record. Gene Ontology annotation, cellular component: membrane. Gene Ontology annotation, biological process: G protein-coupled receptor signaling pathway; sensory perception of smell. Lineage: Eukaryota; Metazoa; Chordata; Mammalia; Rodentia; Spalacidae. The transcript has a single exon. Gene Ontology annotation, molecular function: odorant binding; olfactory receptor activity; G protein-coupled receptor activity.
CUGAUGGAGAACAGGACAGAAGUGACACAGUUCAUCCUGCUGGGACUCACUGAUGACCCAGGCCUGCAGGUUCCCCUCUUUAUCACCUUCCUCCUCAUCUACACCAUUACCCUGGUUGGGAACCUGGGGAUGACACUGUUGAUUCUCUUGGAUUCUCGGCUCCACACUCCCAUGUACGUUUUCCUAGGUAACCUGUCUCUGGUGGAUUUCUGUUACUCUACAGCUGUCACUCCAAAAGUCAUGGCUAGACUCAUAACUGGUGACAAGGCAAUGUCCUACAAUGCUUGUGCUGCUCAAAUGUUCUUUUUUGGAGCCUUUGGCAAUGCAGAAAGCUACCUAUUGGUCUCAAUGGCCUAUGACCGUUAUGCAGCAGUGUGUAAGCCGUUACAUUACACUACCAUAAUGACUACAAAGGUGUGUAUAUUCCUGGUCACAGGCUGUUAUGUCAGUGGUUUCUUCAAUGCCUCCAUUGAUACCUGGGACACCUUCAGUCUCUCCUUCUGUAAGUCCAAUGUGGUCCACCACUUCUUCUGUGAUGUUCCAGCAGUGAUGGUUCUCUCCUGCUCUGAUAGACAUGUUAAUGAGCUUGUUCUUGUUUGUAUAGCCAGCUUCAAUAUCUUUUUUGCUGUCACAGUAAUCUUUGUAACUUAUGCGAUCAUUUUCAUCACCAUCCUGAAGAUGCACUCAGGAGCAGGACACCAGAAGGCUUUUUCCACCUGCGCCUCCCACUUCACUGCAGUCUCCAUUUUCUAUGGGACCAUCACUUUCAUGUACCUACAGCCCAGCUCUAGUCAUGCCAUGGACACUGACAAAAUCCUAUCUGUGUUCUACACCAUGGUCAUCCCCAUGCUGAACCCUCUGGUCUACAGCCUGAGGAACAAGGAGGUGAAGAGUGCAUUCACAGAAAUUUUUAUGAAGAAAGGAUGA